GAUCGGAGUGUGGAGUAUGUUGAACAACAACAAAAUUGAAAAGAGAAGCAAGAAACAGAGGACCGAGGAAUGGUACGGAACGUUGGGGAGGAUAUCGGUCCCGUCCAGCAGACAGGCUAGCCUUUUAAACCUGUCCGACACAGUAACACGCUACACAGUCGAGCCGCAUGAAGAGAUGACAAGGCCCAACGCAUCAACGAAAUCCACGCCAGCAAGCCAUGGAAGCGCUGAGGCAUAUUUGCAAGCGACGGCGCAUGCGGGAUGCAUCAGUGCUUCGGCAUGCCAUGGUCGAAAGAGGAGCUAGCACGGUCCAAAGGAGCGUUG
This is a messenger RNA of Aplosporella prunicola CBS 121167, 324 nucleotides long. RefSeq lists its product as uncharacterized. The transcript has a single exon. The record is from RefSeq and is a predicted model, not a curated record. The coding region runs from base 17 to 304 and encodes 95 amino acids. NCBI's taxonomy places the organism in Eukaryota, Fungi, Ascomycota, Dothideomycetes, Botryosphaeriales, Aplosporellaceae.